Molecule: messenger RNA, 1481 nt
Organism: Tripterygium wilfordii
Lineage: Eukaryota; Viridiplantae; Streptophyta; Magnoliopsida; Celastrales; Celastraceae
Product: endoglucanase 4-like
Exons: 7
Coding region: 1-1476 (491 amino acids)
Biological process (GO): carbohydrate metabolic process
Molecular function (GO): hydrolase activity, hydrolyzing O-glycosyl compounds
Source: RefSeq, a predicted model, not a curated record
AUGAUGGUGGUGGUGGGAGUGGCUGCUCAUGAUUAUGGUGACGCAUUAUCGAAGAGCAUCUUGUUCUUUGAAGGACAAAGGUCAGGGAAAUUACCCUCCACGCAGAGGAUUACUUGGAGGAAGGAUUCAGCUCUUCAAGACGGCUUUCAGAUUGCUCAGGUCGAUUUGGUGGGGGGUUACUAUGAUGCCGGUGACAAUCUCAAAUUCAACUUUCCAAUGGCAUUCUCCACAACCAUGCUAGCAUGGAGUGUGUUAGAGUUUGGAAAAUUCAUGGACUCAGACAGGCAAUAUGCAUUGGAGGCUAUUCGGUGGGCGACCGACUACUUCCUUAAAGCCACAAGUGUCCCUGGCUUUGUGUAUGUUCAGGUAGGUGACCCUUAUGGAGACCAUAAUUGCUGGGAGAGGCCUGAAGACAUGGACACCCCUAGAACACCUUAUGCUGUUAGCAAAAACUUUCCGGGAUCGGAGGUUUCGGCCGAGCUAGCAGCUGCACUUGCUGCAUCUUCCAUGGUGUUUAGGCCUGUUGAUCGUGACUAUUCUGCUAGGCUCCUUAAAAGGGCCAGAAUGGUUUUUGAAUUUGCGGAUCAAUACAGGGGAUCUUACAACGAUAGCCUUGGACCAUGGGUGUGCCCAUUUUACUGUGAUUUCAGCGGUUAUGAGGAUGAAUUGAUAUGGGGAGCAGCAUGGUUGUAUAAGGCUACUAGAGCCCCUAGUUACUGGCUUUACGUGGUUGACAACAUACACAACUUAGAGAACUCAGCUGUCAAGAAAGUAAACAGUAUCAGCUACAGUACUGGAGGAAGUUUUGCUGAAUUUGGGUGGGACUCCAAGCAUGCUGGCAUUAACAUACUUGUUUCCAAGUGGGUUUUGAACGGCAGUUUGAACUUUAGUCCUUUCAUACCCAAUGCAGACAAGUUUGUGUGCAGUAUCUUGCCUGAAUCACCUACUGUAUCAGUUUCCUUCUCUCCAGGAGGACUUUUAUUCAAACCUGGAGGGAGUAAUUUACAGCACGCAACGGCUUUGUCAUUUCUUCUCGUUGUCUAUGCUCGGUAUUUGAAUCAAGCAAACAGAGUGAUUAAUUGUGGUAAUGUUGUUGCCAAGCCAUCACGACUAGUACAAGUCGCGAGAAGUCAAGUGGAUUAUAUAUUAGGAAGCAAUCCAUUGAACAUGUCAUACAUGGUGGGAUAUGGUAACAAGUUUCCUCAAAAAAUACACCAUCGCGGCUCAUCGAUACCUUCGAUUGAUCAACGCCCAGACCGAAUCGAUUGCAAUGGCGGAACCCAGUACUUCUUGAGCAGCAAUCCUAAUCCUAGCUUGUUAAUUGGAGCUGUUGUUGGAGGACCUGAUAUGAAUGAUUCAUAUAGUGAUUCUAGAGCUGAUUUCGCACAUUCAGAGCCAACCACAUACAUUAAUGCACCCCUUGUGGGACUUUUGGCCUGCUUCAAAGGCCAUCCAAGCUCAUUGAAUCCUCUAUGAAGGAU